UGGAGCGAAGGCGAGCGGUGCCGGUGCCGCUAUCCGGAGCCGCGCCGGUGCCGGUCCGCGGGGCGACGCGCCCCUAUGAGCUGGUGAGGAGGCGGCGGUGAGCGAGGGAUGGCGGCGGGCGGCGGCGGGGAGCGACCGCCGGGCCCCGACCCCGCGCUGGAGCCCUACGUGCAGACCCGCAUCUUCAAAAUCAUCGUGAUCGGAGACUCCAACGUGGGCAAGACGUGCCUGACCUUCCGCUUCUGCGGGGGCACCUUCCCCGGCAAGACCGAGGCCACCAUCGGCGUGGACUUCCGCGAGAAGACGGUGGAGAUCGAGGGGGAGCGCAUCAAGGUGCAAGUGUGGGACACCGCUGGCCAGGAGAGGUUUCGGAAGAGUAUGGUGGAGCACUACUACCGCAAUGUGCAUGCUGUGGUCUUCGUGUAUGAUGUGACCAAGAUGAGCUCCUUCACCAACCUCAAGACGUGGAUCGAGGAGUGCAAUGGGCACGCGGUGCCCCCGCUCGUCCCCAGGGUGCUCGUGGGGAACAAGUGUGACUUGAAAGACCUGAUCCAGGUGCCAUCCAGCCUGGCCCUCAAGUUCGCCGACGCUCACAAUAUGCUUUUGUUUGAGACCUCAGCCAAGGACCCACAGGAGAGCCAGAACGUGGACGCGAUUUUCAUGUGCCUGGUGUGCCGGCUGAAGGCGCAGCGCUCGCUGCCCUGCCGGGACACGGAGGGCUGGCCGGCGCAGCCCCAGCCGCACGCUCGGCGGCUGGACGAGGCCAGCGGGAAAGGCUCCUGCCCGUGCUGAGCGGGACCCGCCCGGACCCCAAUAAAG
Molecule: messenger RNA, 819 nt
Organism: Hirundo rustica (Barn swallow)
Lineage: Eukaryota; Metazoa; Chordata; Aves; Passeriformes; Hirundinidae
Gene: RAB33A
Product: RAB33A, member RAS oncogene family
Exons: 2
Coding region: 109-792 (227 amino acids)
Biological process (GO): Rab protein signal transduction
Cellular component (GO): endosome; Golgi apparatus
Molecular function (GO): GTP binding; GTPase activity
Source: RefSeq, a predicted model, not a curated record